AUGAACACAUUUGCUGUCCAAUUGCCUAGUUCAGAGCCUGGGAAAAGCGAUCGACUAUGCAAUGCACCCUCAUCCGACAUGCGGAAACCACACCAUCGACUACGUCCGAUGCAGAGUCAGCCUAAUAUGCGAUAUGCAGCAACGGCUACAAGCACUACUCAAGUAACACCCUUCACAGUACAUGCGAUAUCACCACCAUCCACUCUACCCUCCUUUAUGACUAGUACUACGCAUACCCAACAACCAUCGAAACAACCACAGCAACAGCCUAUGAGUAGAACACAACAAAAGCUCAUGCUUCAACGACAGUGCUUUCUUGCAGAUGACAAGAACUAUCUGGAUCAUCCAACCAACAUGCGACGACUUACAAAAGAAUUGGAUCGAGUGAACCGUGAAUACAGAUACAUUCGCCAUUUUGAGGAUCCUCUUGCUGCAUCCUUUCGUCGAGUGACAGCAGCAGCAGCAGCAUCGUCAUCAUCAUCAUCAUCAUUCACAUCAACAACAACAUCAUCAUUAUCCCCAAGUAGUAGCAAUUAUUGUUCACCCAUACUCCAACGACGAUCAUCUGCUCAGGAGAUUUUGUCAUUGGUUGCCACCAAGGAGAAUGUAAAAAAGCAACAGGAUAGAUUGAUUGUUCGUUUCCUUGGCAACGCCAAGUGA
Molecule: messenger RNA, 660 nt
Organism: Lichtheimia ornata
Lineage: Eukaryota; Fungi; Mucoromycota; Mucoromycetes; Mucorales; Lichtheimiaceae
Exons: 1
Coding region: 1-660 (219 amino acids)
Biological process (GO): TOR signaling
Cellular component (GO): TORC1 complex
Source: RefSeq, a predicted model, not a curated record